UGUGAUGCUAUUUUCUAGGAGUCAAGUGAAAUUGGCCCAACAAGUUCCUUGGAUCCACAACUUGAAAGACAAGUCGAAACUAUUCGAAACUUGGUUGAUUCUUACAUGAGAAUUGUAACUAAAACUACACGAGACAUGGUACCAAAAGCAAUUAUGAUGCUAAUUAUUAACAACUCCAAGGACUUUAUCAACGGAGAGUUACUUGCCCAUCUUUAUGCUACUGGAGAUCAGGCUUCAAUGAUGGAAGAAAGUCCGGAAGAAGCUCAAAAACGGGAGGAAAUGCUUAGAAUGUAUCAUGCCUGCAAGGAAGCACUUAGAAUUAUAGGAGACGUGUCCAUGGCCACAUUUUCGACCCCAGUACCACCGCCAGUAAAAAAUGAUUGGCUGUCCAGUGGCUUAGACAACCCUAGACUUUCACCACCAAGCCCAGGAGGACCAAGGAAAAAUGCACCUCAACAACAGGCCUCAUUGGGAUCGAUGGGAGUUCCCGCUAUAAGUGGACGUGGUCCGCCUCCAGCACCGUCAAGUGCACGACCAGCGCCAGCGAUACCAAAUAGGCCUGGUGGAGGUAAUGUUCCUCCUUUACCACAAGGAAGACCGACGGGUCAAGCUCUUCCAGCUCCUCUCAUUCCAUCUACACUACCGCUCGAAUCUAGUCCGUCCCAUAUGUAAAAACAGCAAGCCGAGAAAAAAGGAAGGCAAAUUUGUCCCGCCCAUAAGGGUACCUGUUAGGAUUUCGCGAAAAAGUGGGUUUUUCUACAGUUUUGUGGAAUAAAGUGCAAUAUUAUUGGUUGUUCUGAUGUUCACAUGAUUUAGAAACUUAAAAAUAAUUUUAUAAAAAGAAUGAUUUAGCAAAAAACUGCAUCAUUCGUUUCGUUUUCGUUUUCGUUUUACGGAGCAAGGUGGGGGACGCGGCCUUAAGUCAGUCCAAGUCCGGUUUCUUGUGGAAAAAAGGGUAGUGGCCGAACUAGUAUUGCAUACAAAAUGAACACCACCGGAAGAUAUAGGGGAUGGGGAGGGGGGAGGUGAAAGAACUAACUUGAAUCAACAGCCUCAACUAAACUGUCUGAAAGCCAAACAUUCCUUUACCUAGUUUUUUAACCUGUCUUGCUGCUUUCAAAAACAAUAAACAUUAAUGAAACAUUCAUAUCUUACAAGUUGAACACUCGUUGUUAAGACGACUAUUUCGUGCCUUCCAUUUCAUUAGAGCACACAAGCUUUGCAAACAAGAGUGUAUCUCUAUCAUACCUUAUGUAAACUGUCAUUUGAGUGAAAGAGACACAAUCAUGUUCACACCUGCGUGUCCUUUUGAAAUGUUAGGCUCUAUUUGAUCGUCAAAACUCCAGUAGAUCCUCGAUUCGCAACAAUGGUCGAUACAACCAUAAUCCGAAAACCGUUAGUUCAACAGAUCAACGAAUUUCGUCCGAUAUCAUUUCAUUAUUGAUUGAUCGAGACUCUAUGGAUUGUUUGACAAUUCAGAAUGAUUAGUAUACCACUUAAUUGAAAUCAGAGAUUCUGAUAGCAUUACUAAACUGGCUUACAUAUAACUGGAGUCUGGAAUUAUUAAACAACCCAGAAAAAAAAAGUUACAAAAAAAAACUACAAAAACUAACUAUUCCUCCCCAUUAUCAAACAGAUUUAAACCUUCCUAACAGAUUUUACGAACAAGAAUAUUGAGAUUCAAAUAAAAAAAUCAAUAUCUUGCAAUUUUACAUAUUACAAAAGCUGUGAUUUCUAUCAACACAAGUAUAUAAAUAUAAAAUAAAUGUGUGAUAUAUACAGUGAAUCAAAUAUUUGUCCGUACC
Culex pipiens pallens (northern house mosquito) is the source of this 1805-nucleotide messenger RNA. RefSeq names its product dynamin-like. The transcript has 5 exons. Gene Ontology annotation, molecular function: GTP binding; GTPase activity; microtubule binding. Gene Ontology annotation, cellular component: cytoplasm; plasma membrane; microtubule. Lineage: Eukaryota; Metazoa; Arthropoda; Insecta; Diptera; Culicidae. The record is from RefSeq and is a predicted model, not a curated record. The coding region runs from base 106 to 672 and encodes 188 amino acids. Gene Ontology annotation, biological process: receptor-mediated endocytosis.